Nyctereutes procyonoides (raccoon dog) is the source of this 879-nucleotide messenger RNA. RefSeq names its product histone chaperone ASF1-like. Gene Ontology annotation, molecular function: histone binding. The record is from RefSeq and is a predicted model, not a curated record. Bases 104 to 718 code for a protein of 204 amino acids. The transcript has a single exon. Gene Ontology annotation, biological process: DNA replication-dependent chromatin assembly. Lineage: Eukaryota; Metazoa; Chordata; Mammalia; Carnivora; Canidae. Gene Ontology annotation, cellular component: nucleus.
GGAGCCGGGGCGGGGGUCUGCGCUCUCCCGAGCGGCCGCGCGCUGGACUUUAUUGUGCCGCAACAAGCCCCCGUUCCCAUUGUUUGUGGUUUUUUUUCAAAAUAUGGCAAAGGUUCAGGUGAACAAUGUAGUGGUGCUGGAUAACCCUUCUCCUUUCUACAACCCGUUCCAGUUUGAGAUCACCUUCGAGUGCAUCGAGGACCUGUCUGAAGACUUGGAAUGGAAAAUUAUCUAUGUGGGCUCUGCAGAAAGUGAAGAAUACGACCAAGUUUUAGACUCUGUUUUAGUGGGCCCUGUUCCUGCAGGAAGGCAUAUGUUUGUAUUUCAGGCUGAUGCACCUAAUCCAGGACUCAUUCCAGAUGCAGAUGCAGUGGGUGUAACCAUUGUGCUAAUUACAUGUACCUAUCGAGGUCAAGAAUUUAUUGGAGUUGGCUAUUAUGUAAAUAAUGAAUAUACUGAGACAGAACUAAGGGAAAAUCCACCAGUAAAACCAGACUUUUCUAAGCUUCAAAGGAACAUUUUGGCAUCUAAUCCCAGAGUCACAAGAUUCCACAUUAAUUGGGAAGAUAACACAGAAAAACUGGAAGAUGCAGAGAGCAGUAAUCCAAAUCUACAAUCACUUCUUUCAACAGAUGCAUUACCUUCAGCAUCAAAGGGAUGGUCCACGUCAGAAAACUCAUUAAAUGUCAUGUUAGAAUCCCAUAUGGACUGCAUGUGACCACCUGCCAUCCCUUUAGUACAAAUUAAGCUAUAAAAACACACAGAACUAUUUCCCUGAAAUUCCGUAAGUACAUAGUCAAGACACAAUGUGAAGAAUUUGUUUAAAAACAUCCUGUAGAAAGUUUAUAAGAAAACCAGUAUUUGAGCAAAUUGUGGAAU